This is a messenger RNA of Austrofundulus limnaeus, 1089 nucleotides long. It is a transcript of the gene tmem196, whose product is annotated as transmembrane protein 196. The record is from RefSeq and is a predicted model, not a curated record. The transcript has 6 exons. The coding region runs from base 137 to 577 and encodes 146 amino acids. Lineage: Eukaryota; Metazoa; Chordata; Actinopteri; Cyprinodontiformes; Rivulidae.
CGUGUUCUUGUUCUCCUGAGAAGAUCAGUUUUCAACCGAGCCACACCGCCCUCGGAGACCCGACAGGCGGGGAUCCCCCCCUCCCCUCUGGCUGCAUCUGCUCGCGUCCUCCUGCUGGAGAGAUGCCCGGGGCGGGAUGUGCUCCAGCCGCAAGAUCCUGUGGAGCCUGCUCCUGCUCUCCGUGCUGGAGUUUCUGCUCUGUGGGAUGUGUGGAGUCCUGUGUGCUCGAAAAAGAACGGGUCUCAUUAUGAUCCUUUUCUCAGCGUGCUGCAUCUGUGGUCUGAUCGCCGGGAUCUUAAACUUCCAGUUUGUCCGGGCGCUGAACAAAAGGCCCAACUCGAUGCGGUCCAUCCACCUGGCCGCCAUGACUCUGGCCUGUCUCGGGAUCUCAUCUUGUACCUUAUCCACAUGGCUCACCUGUCGACUGGCCAGCUCAGAGCAGCAGAGGAUGUUCAUGGAGAGGGAACACUCACUGCACCACUCGCAUGAGAUGACGGAAAAGGAAGUACUGGACAACUCCAGUAACGGUAUUCCUCAGGUCUCCUACAACGGACACACAGCUGCAGCUUCGCCUUGAUGGCUCCUCGCUGGAGACGAGCGGCACGCACACUGGAACAGAGACAGUCAGCGUAGUCCGCUCAACAUGUCCCCAAACCUGCUCCGAGGCGAGCCAGUUCACUCACCUUGGAGCCUUUGAUUUUUCUUCCAUCAGAAGAAGACAAAAUGUCACAAGGGCAGCUUUUGUUCUUCUGAGUAAUUAUGCAAACAUGGGUUCAAAGCUCCUCUGUCCUCAAACCAAAGCCUGGAUGGUUGAACUGUUAUUUUCAGAAUCCUUGAAAGGAUGAGCACAAACUAGGCAUGCAGCUGAUCUUUUGUUGUCCUCAUUCGGUUUCUCCCUCUAGUUUAUGGAAUGCAGAUUGAGGUAACCACCUGUAAACUGUAUCGUCUGACAAUGAAACGCUUUGUUAUGAAAACGACAAGCUACAUGCUGGAGAUGUAUCAGUGCUUGUUUAUUAAGUAUAAAUCCAAGAUAUUUUUAUAAUGCUUCUUUUAAAUGUCAUUUAAAUAAAGUAUAAAUGGCUAAUCUGA